This is a messenger RNA of Prorocentrum cordatum, 788 nucleotides long. The record is from the annotation of a GenBank genome assembly. Lineage: Eukaryota; Dinophyceae; Prorocentrales; Prorocentraceae.
AGGAAGGGGGUACACAGGCGCGCGCGCGCGCGCGCCCUUUCAUGUCGGCCCGCGCACCCAGACCCCGACCGCGGCUAUGGGCGACGCGGGCGCUGCUGCAGUGGACCUGGGCUACGCGAGAAGCAGGUUGCUCGGCGCGCCCGUGCGCAAGCAGUUGGGCGGCGCUUGGCUGAAGGGACGAGUGAUCGCGGAGGAGGCAGAGGCUAGCGACGGCGAGACGGACUUCCGCGUGGUCUACGAGGAUGGCGAGGAAACAGUCAUGCCGGAGUCCGAGGUGCGUCUUUGGGCAGCUGCUUGCGGCCUGGAUCUGGGUCCUUCUGCGAGCGGCGACGACGGGGAUGAAUCCUGCGAGGAGGCACCCCCCGCUGAGCCUCCGCCGGAGAGCGCCCAGCCGAUGACCUCUGCGGCCACGCCCUCGCCGUUCACGCAGCCAGGGCAUGUGCAGCCGCUUUCAUCUGCGCCGAUCCCGCCAUCGUCAAGGACAUCUUCCUCUGCGACUGAAGAGUGUCGUGCGCAUGCAGUUCACACAGAUUGAUUGCAUACCGUACCAGCGAAGCAUUUUGUGUACCGACCCCUUGGGGACCCUCAAUCGAAUAUGACGCGCGCCCGUUCUCACACCCAGGCGUUGGCGAGCCGUACACGUGACACGCUCGUCCGCAGGCCCGAGGGUUCCAGGGAACCGUCACAUAGAUCCAGCUAGGCCGGGACAUGUUACAGGUCGCGUCUUUGACGGAACGAAGCCCAUGAGCUGCACGAGCGAUGGAAAAGGGUAGAAGGGGGAGACAGAC